Molecule: messenger RNA, 723 nt
Organism: Penicillium manginii
Lineage: Eukaryota; Fungi; Ascomycota; Eurotiomycetes; Eurotiales; Aspergillaceae
Exons: 4
Coding region: 1-723 (240 amino acids)
Source: RefSeq, a predicted model, not a curated record
AUGGUCUCCACGCGACAUCAUCCGCGCGAAUUCCCCUCGCCUGAAAAGGCUGCCAAGGAGCUUGUCAAAUCAUCGCCGGCGCCGACAACUAACGGUACCUCUCGAAAAUGGGUGCACACUCCCUCCGCUGCUCUGACCAUCUGGCUGGUCGUGUCACUGCCCCUGGUCGCCUGGGAUGCGGCAUGCCAGGAGGCCGAUUGCACUCCCCAAUCUGGACCCCCCUAUGCGCUUUACGGCACAGUCGACUACAUCUACGGCUGGCCUGCCUAUAAUGCGCGCAAUGGCUUCACCGCUGCGCAGACCGUCAUGAACAUUGUGGAGACGCUUGGCUACCUCUACUAUCUGUACAUUGUCUAUGCGCACGGCGCCACCAUAACCAGUGGUCGCGGCGCGCAGAAGCAGCGGACAAAGGGCUUGUUGUGGCUACUGGCGGGCGAAAAAGUCGUCGCUGGCAAGACUGGCGCAACCGCGCUUCUCGUCGCAUAUACCGCUUCUGUGAUGACUCUGAGCAAGACGCUCUUAUAUUGGUUCAACGAGUUCUUCUCCGGCUUUGAUAACAUUGGCCAUAAUGAUGCCGCCACCUUGAUCUUCCUGUGGAUCAUUCCAAAUGGUCUCUGGAUUGUCUUCCCUACCUAUAGUGUCUAUACCCUUGGUGCGGAGAUUCUUAACUCCCUCGAGCAGGCGACUUCGCGUGGUAAGCCCGGGCGCCCCAAGGCGAUAUAA